ACCAAAUCCACAAUGCGUGUCGGAACGUUGUUCACAGUUUUGGCGACUCGUCUGACUCUGGGAGUUAGUUUUUUUCGACCACCCACGGAACUGGAUUCACCCCAACUGGCAACUGCUACCCACUGAUAGCUGCGGACAGGUAGCACCUGACGCUGUCGAUAUUGCCGAAUAUCCCUGGAUGGCCUACAUCGAAGAUGUUAUUUGGAAUGAUAGUAAUACAACAUCCUUCGCUUGUGGUGGUUCUAUCAUCAGCGACAAGUACAUCCUGACAGCAGCUCAUUGCUUCAUGCAUGAAGAAAUUAGCUCAGGGCAGUUUCUUAGAAAGGAAACAAAAGUUACCCUCGGAGAGCAUGCUCUGAGACACGUCAGCUACUGUCGUUACUCACCGAUGUGCCUCUCCACCUGUGAUGGCAACGGUUGA
Molecule: messenger RNA, 421 nt
Organism: Homalodisca vitripennis (glassy-winged sharpshooter)
Lineage: Eukaryota; Metazoa; Arthropoda; Insecta; Hemiptera; Cicadellidae
Product: phenoloxidase-activating factor 3-like
Exons: 5
Coding region: 179-421 (80 amino acids)
Biological process (GO): proteolysis
Molecular function (GO): serine-type endopeptidase activity
Source: RefSeq, a predicted model, not a curated record